Vidua chalybeata is the source of this 3039-nucleotide messenger RNA. RefSeq names its product negative regulator of reactive oxygen species (gene NRROS). Lineage: Eukaryota; Metazoa; Chordata; Aves; Passeriformes; Viduidae. Gene Ontology annotation, molecular function: protein binding. Bases 259 to 2325 code for a protein of 688 amino acids. The transcript is spliced from 4 exons. The record is from RefSeq and is a predicted model, not a curated record.
GGUGGCACACAGACCCCCUGGGUGGCACACGGACCCCGUGGACACCCCUAGCCCUGUCCCCAGGACCCCUCUGAGCGCGGCUGAGGGGCUGCAGCAUGGACCGUGCCAAAGCCCACGCGCUGUUCCACGCGUGGCAGGUGUGAAAGUGCCGUGUGUCAAACACUCACCGAGCCCUCACUGCUCAUUUGCCUGAGUUUCAGCUUUUCCCCAGAUGCAAAUGCCGUCAGCUCCGGUCCCACCAGGAGUGCCGCCACUGAGAUGGAGGCCCCGCUCCCUGGUCUCUCCCUGCUUCUUCUCCUCCUGGCAGUGGGAUGGGGAAGCGGGAUGGAUGCAGCCUGGGCACCAUCUCCUGGGGGCUGUGAGCUUGUGCAGAGCAUCAUGGACUGCACUGGCAGAUGGCUGAGUUCCAUCCCAGUAAACCUUCGAGGCGAUACUGAGGAGCUGUUUCUUGAUGACAACACUAUCCAGGUCCUGGGCAAUGCCUCUCUGCUCCUGUAUCACCAGCUCUGGCAUCUCAGCUUGACCAGGAACCGGCUGGAGCUCAUUGAGCCCGGUGCCUUCCUCAGCAGCCAAGGCCUGGAGGUGCUCUCCUUGACAGACAACCUGCUCUUCACCAACUACUCGCUGACAGCCGCUGCCCUUUCUGCUCUGCCGGCCUUGAGGAUGCUGGAUCUGGCUGGAAACCAGCUCAGGGAGGACAUGGUAUCAGUUUUAGUCUCAAACCUCUCUUCCUUGGAGUCCCUGUCUGUGGCCAGGAACAUCAUCAUGAGGUUGGACUCAUCCAUCUUCACAAACCUGACAGAGCUGCUGGAGCUGAACCUGGAGAAGAACUACAUCUUUGAGAUUGACAAUGCUUUUGAAGGGCUGCAGAGGCUGCAGAGGCUCAACAUAGCUUACAACUACCUCCCGUGUCUGGUGGGGUUUGGCCUGACCCAGCUCAGGGUGCUCAAUGUCAGCAACAAUGUCAUUGAGUGGUUUCUGACCCUGGAAAUCGAUGACCUCUUUGAGCUGGAGGUGCUGGACCUGUCCCACAACCGCCUCCUGUUCUUCCCUGUGCUGCCCCGGAGGAGCAAGCUGCACUCCUUGCUGCUGCAGGACAACAGGAUGAGCUUCUACCAGCGUCUCCCCAACGGCACCUCCCUGGCCAACGUCACCAUGCAGUUCCUGAUCAUUGAUGGCAACUCCACCAACAUCACAACGGUCAGGCUCUGGGACGAGCUCUGCCACAGCAACCUCUCCUCCCUGCGCCUCCUAGACAUGAGCCAGAACGAGGUCUGGGGUCUGCCAGAUGAUUUCCUGGCCCAGAUGCCUGCCCUGACCCACCUGAAGCUCAACCAGAACUGCCUGGAGGCAUUUCACCUGUCAGAGGAGGACCCCUUGGCCAUGCUGACAGAGCUGGACCUCAGCCAGAACCAGCUGGUGGAGCUGGGGGUGAAGGUGGGCGUUGGGGACAUCCUGCCCAGCUUGCAGCUCUUCAACCUCAGCACCAACAGGCUGCAGGCUCUUCCUCCCGGGAUUUUCACCCACACCAGGAAGAUCACUACCCUGGACCUCAGCCGCAACCGGGUUCACCUCUGUCCCCAGCCAGGUGAGGCCGAGAGUCUCGCCUGCGUGGACAUCAGGGGCGUGGAGACCUUGACCCAUCUCUCCUUGGCCGGCUGUGGUCUGCAGGGCAUGGGCGGCCGCCCCUUCCAGGGGACAUCGCUGAUUCAUCUGGACCUCUCUGACAACCGCCAGGCGCUGUCUGGGGACCUGGGGUGGCUGCAGGACCUUGUCCUGACACUGCAGGUGCUGUCUCUGAGGAACACCAGCCUCUCUUCCACCGCCGUGGACUUCUCUGCCCUGAACAGCCUCGUGCGCUUGGACCUCUCCGGGAAUUCCUUGGCUGCGUUCCCCACCUCGCUGGGCACGCUGAGGCUGCGCAGCCUGGACCUGCGGGACAACUGCCUCCCGGCGCUGCCGCUGGACGUGGUGCAGGUGCCGCUGGGGAGGAGCCUGCGGGAGAUCUACCUCAGCCGAAACCCCUACAACUGCUGCACGCUGGGCUGGUGGGACGCCCUGCAGCAGGCUGAGGGGCUGCGCGUCCCCGACGGGCGGGAGGUGACCUGCAGCCACGGCUCCCGCGCGCUGAGCCCCGGCGCGCUGCCCGAGCCCGUCCUGCGCAGCUGCCGAUGGCAGACGGCCGACCUGGCGCUGCUCUACCUGGUGCUGGCUCUGCCCACCGGCCUGACGCUCCUGGUGGCCUUCGUCGUCAUCUUCCUCAUGCUCAAGGAGAAGCUGCUGAAAAUGGUGAAAACCCGGUGUGGCAUGUCCAGCCCUUACUAAUGGCUGAGGAAGAGGAAGGGCUUGGGAAUAGUCAAUAAUAGGAGGUGGUCAGGAGUACAGGUGAUAACCCCUCUGAGGUGGUCAAGAUGGAAACCUGAUGGAUGCAGGACAGGAGGUGCUGGGAGAGCUGCCAUUCCUGCCCUAACAGUACCCAAAGGGUGAGGGCUGUGUCUGGUGAUGGAGCGCUGGGAAUCCUCAAGGAACGUGUCUUCAGCAGAAACCUUCAGCUGGGGUUGGUGAGAGCUGAGUGGACACGACAUCAAACAUUCCUUGGCUGAAAGGACGGGUUGCCCAGAAAAUCUGAGGAUGCCCCAUCCGUGGAAGUGUUCAAGGCCAGGCUGGAGUGGGCUUGGAGCAAUCUGAUCUAGAGGAAGGUGUUGUAACCAGAUGGGUUUUUAAAGUCCCUUCCAAGCCAGACCAUUCUGGGAUUCUGUGACAAUUUUCUCCAGCACUGCUUUCCCCCCCACACCUUCCGGCAGUUCCUUUUAUUUAUUCCCACCUGUAGCCAAUUCAAAAUCUCUUCCAGAUCUGCAACCAGCCUCCACAAAGUGCCCCAGGCUGGAGCAAACAUCACCUGGGCACCGUGGAAAGCUCAGUAGCGACAGCUUUCCACACUGCUCUUGCCAGCACUGCCAAACUCGCAGGCAACCCUGAUCAUGCAACAUGUGUGUGUACUGAUAAAGACAGGCGUUGUCAGCAGGGCUGAAAGACACA